Molecule: messenger RNA, 11016 nt
Organism: Epinephelus lanceolatus (giant grouper)
Lineage: Eukaryota; Metazoa; Chordata; Actinopteri; Perciformes; Serranidae
Product: clavesin-2
Biological process (GO): lysosome organization
Cellular component (GO): endosome; trans-Golgi network; membrane
Molecular function (GO): phosphatidylinositol bisphosphate binding
Source: RefSeq, a predicted model, not a curated record
CCACCCCCAUCUUCAUGCCUCCACCCUUCAUCUUAUAGCUCUCCUCCCUUCACCCCUGUCCAUGUGAGUUGCCUCCCCUCACCUCAGCAUCCUCUCUCCACCCCUCCAGCCACUCUCCCCCUUUCCACUUUCGUUUUCUGGCCUCUACAGCUAUUCUCCAUCCUUCUGCCACCAAUUGCCCUCGCUCCCUGCAUCCCUUUUCAUAUCUGUUGCCUUUUCAUCUCACACUCCACCCCCUCCUCCCACCACCACCUCCUCCCCUCCCUUUCCCCCCCGCCGGUGGCGUCCAUACACCGACCGGAGCACAGACUCUCUUGUUGUCAGUCACUUUCCCAGCGAACAGACGGCGGCAGCAACAGCAGCAGCAGGAGGAGCGGAGACGGUAAUCCCCCCCAGUCCACCCCACCCCUUUCCAAAAACCCAGAAACCGGUGGCAAAACCUCGCGGGACACCUGUGCUGCCGGAUACCCCCCUUUUUUUCUGGAGGCUUUGUGAAACACGAUUUAAGAUCUAAAUUCACGCCCAAAUGUGUGGAUGGUGAAGAUGAGCAGCAGUGGCGAUUAAGACGGGGAUGUAGACGCGGAAACAAGCGGCCAAAUCUGCCUCGAUUGACGGUGACGGAGCGGUCGGCGGCACCACCACCAGCAGCAGCACCAGCAGCAUCAGUCGGUCGGCGGAUGGAGAUGCGUUGUGAAGGCGGAGGGAUGAUGAUGAUGAUGAUGAUGAUGAUGAUAUAGCAGGUGCUGCAGGGUCGUGCCGCAUUGCCUGGCCGCCGCGAGCGACGCCGGGGAGACGGUGAUGCUGUCGUCGUCAUUGUGUCACAGAAAGAGAGAGAAAGAGAGGAGAGGCUUUGACAUGGAGGGAAGCGGCUGUGUGUCGGCUCCGAGCUCAGGCCGCCCGGAUCAGCAGGUUGGAUGUACCGCCUGAAGCCUGGAGGACCUGAGUCAUGAUAUACAUGGUGGAAAAAUUACAAUAAAGUUGCAUUCUUUGUGAUGGAAUUGAAAUGUUUCUGUGCGUAAAAGUGCAUGGCCCAUAUGUUGAUAAUGCACAGGAGCAUCACAGCAGCAGCGUCUGUGCCAGUUCAGGGUGGAUUACGUCUACAGAGCAGCAGGCCUCCAUCUGAAGUGAGCUUCUGAUCAGGGAACCAUAAAGAAAAAGCAUUUCAUACACUUAACCCUGUUGCUGGAGGUAACUAUUUAUUCUGUUGUUUCACUGGAAGCUGCUGUGCUGUGGUCCCCCGUGGAGGGACAGCUGUUGCAAAAGAUGACUCACUUACAGGCUGGCCUCUCUCCAGAGACCCUGGAGAAGGCCAAGGUGGAGCUGAAGGAAAACCCGGAGACUUUACACCAGGACAUCCAGGAGGUCCGGGACAUGAUCAUCACCCGGCCGGACAUCGGGUUCCUCAGGACAGACGACGCGUUUAUCCUCAGAUUCCUCCGGGCAAGGAAAUUCAACCACUUCGAGGCGUUUCGGCUGCUGGCACAGUAUUUUGAGUACCGACAGCAGAACCUGGACAUGUUCAAGAAUCUGAAAGCGACGGACCCAGGCAUCAAACAGGCCCUGAAGGACGGGUUCCCUGGGGUGCUCUCCAAUCUGGAUAGAUACGGCAGGAAAAUACUGGUCCUGUUCGCAGCCAACUGGGACCAGAGCAGAUACACAUUUGUGGACAUACUGAGGGCGAUCCUGCUGUCCUUGGAAUCUAUGAUAGAAGAUCCAGAGCUGCAGGUCAAUGGCUUCAUCCUCAUCAUCGACUGGAGUAACUUCACCUUCAAGCAGGCAUCCAAACUGACUCCCAGCAUGCUGCGGCUGGCCAUUGAGGGGCUGCAGGACAGUUUUCCUGCCAGAUUUGGAGGAAUCCACUUUGUGAACCAGCCCUGGUACAUCCACGCUCUCUACACCGUGAUACGACCCUUCCUCAAAGACAAGACCAGGAAGAGGAUCUUCAUGCAUGGCAACAACCUGAACAGCCUCCAUCAGCUGAUCCAUCCUGAGAUCUUGCCGUCGGAGCUCGGUGGGAUGAUGCCGCCGUACGAUAUGGGCACAUGGGCACGAACGCUGCUGGACCAUGCUUACGACGAGGAGACAGACUACUGUCCGGAGUCCUACACCCUGUCAGUACAAGACCUGGAGAGAGACCUGGAGAAAAACCUGUCCCCAAAAACAAUGAAGAGGUCUCAGUCUGUGGUGGAACCAGGCGUCCUGAAACGACCAGACAAAGUCAAGAGUGAAGAGGACAACAUGCAGCCGCUGCUCUCGCUGGACUAAUCCACACAUUCAAUAACAGCUCGAAAGCAUAAUCAGUAUUUACACACACAAACACACUGACUUACCUGUGCACCUACUGUAAGCGACACGCCCGCCCUGAAAACACCUUCCUCCAGAAAACGCUGCUGCUGCUGCUGCUGUUGGAUUUGUGUUUGUCUUGAACUUGAGGCAAAAUCAAAAUGAGCUAACGGGAGGCAGACGAACGAGCCAGACACGAGGCGGACGUUUCCUCGCAAGCAAUGGGCAUCCUAAGAGCUACUGAUGGUGUUCUAUAUUUAUUUAUUUAGUUAUUUGUCAAGUGCCAAUUCCAAAAAACUGUAAAAUAACAUCUUUAAACAAUCCAGCCCCCUCAGUGUGGAGCAGGGAAGUAGAACAAACAUAAAGAGAAAGAGUUGUGAAGGUGCCACAUGCGUGUGAAAACAGUGUUUCCUACAGUAGUGUAGUAUAAAGGUGAAAAACUGGAGAUCAUUUCUCAAAGAGGGCUUGGGGCCACAGUUCCCGAGCUGCAGUGUUUUUCUUCUUUGUACAGUAAUUUGAAGAAAACAAGAAGUACAGCUCAGGAUUAGUGACGAUAACGAGCUUGUUCAACCUCCUGGACACAAAACUGGCAGACAGGCAGGCAGGCAGGCACUGGGUUUACUGGGAGCUUACUGGGAGGUUAUGGGUGUCUUUCCUGUGAAAAUAACGUCUGAACUGAACUCGACCUCGCUCCAGUUAUCUCUUGGAAAAGCAAACCCCCCUUUACGCUAAGAGUGGGCUGUAGGAUUUUUUUUUCUCCUCCUUUUCUGACCCAUAUGUUGCAGAGUACAGUAUUUCUUCUGCCAUUAGGAAAACACUAAGCUGCAGACUCUUUUUAAACAGUGACUCACAUCAUUACGUUUGGCUGAAGAUGACCAAAAGAUAUAUUUUGAGAAGUUAAUAGAUGUCAAGCCAGACAAAUAAAUAAACCUAAAUUUAAUUUUUAUAAAAGCAGAGUAAGGAAACCCUGUCCAGUGACCUUGUGACACAUUUGUUACUGUAUAUUUCUGGCAAUAAUAAUCUUACAUCUAAAAUGGCCGAGCAUCACCACAGUAUCUGUUCUCAACAUGUCAGUAUUAUAAGAUUUCGAGACGCGUUAAAGGACUGCACCGUUUUUCACCAUUUUUUGCAUGUUUUACUAUAAAUCUUACUCAUGAUUUCAGUACAUUAUUGGUGUUUCAUUAUGCAGCUAAAAGCUAUUUUAAUCAGUAUUAAUAUUAGUUUAUAAUCUUAACUCAAGGUCCACUUAUUAGCUUUCUCCUGAGCUUUUACCAUAUCUAACAUUUAACCAUUAAUUUACAGAUUUGAUUGAAGAUCUCUGUGCUAUCAUGUGAUUAAAAAAAGAAAAGAAUUCAGUAAUUCACAAUUUUGCUUUUUUGUCUUCAGCGUGUUUUUCAGUAACUACAUGAGGAAGUGCUCUUUGGCAGCAGACUCUUAAAGGUGCCCUGUGGAGUUCAUGGCCACUAGUGGGGCUAUGGAGCAAUGUUGUUUUAAAUGGGUUGUUUGUAUCAGAGCAUGUGAUUCACGCUCCUACCAUUAGUUUCACGUCAUUCCACAAAUCAGCAGUUGCAAAGCUAACACAAAAAGAGGCGUAGUAAUGCACCAUCAAAGGCAAAGAAGAAGACGGCUAGCUAGCAAACAAUGUCGUACGCAGUGCACAACGUAAAAAAUUACAAAUUAUCGGCUUUGCAAAUGUUUUACAAGGAAGGUUCAAACCAGGUCCCCAAGAAGUGCGCCGGUAUUAAAGCCUAUUUGACAUAAUGGCCAAACCGUGUAACUACAGGUAACUAUAACUUUCAAAUCUGUCAUUGGAUGCCAUUGGGCCCAAAAGAGGCUUUUUACUACAGAGUUAAGGUCUUUGCACACUGAGUCCGUUUUAUCAGAUGCAUUUUUUCAAUCCGUCAUCCCAAAAAAAGUCAUUACGCACAGAAACCUUUCACACUGAUUCUAAUGCAUUUUAAUGUUCUAUUUAUUUCAGAAAUUCGCAAUACGUGACAAAAUGAAAAGACACAUUUCCACCUUUGGUUCUCCACACUUGAGUUAUUUACCUGGCUGUCGCCACUCCCUCCCUGAAUAUUACUAUCUGACCUAUUGAAGGUAGCUAUCUGAGUUAUGAAAUGAUUCUGUGCGCCAAACAAGGCUUCUGACGGAUGCGAAAAAAAACACAGAAACCUGUUACAAAGAUUUUGAUUAUGGAUUAUCAGACUCAGUGUGUAAACAUGAUUCACACAACAUGAAGUCGUAUUUAUUUUUAGACGUGCGCCAAUUUCGGAUGAAAACAGUUGGACUCAGUGUGCGAAAUCAGUGGAUAAUUUAUUUUCAGCAUCACAACCCCUGUGAAACAACUCAUGUCACUCUCUUAAUUUUAUUCAUUCAGUCUGAUGAUAUUUUGAAAGUCUAGUAGAGCCGCACGAUUGAGUCCUUUUAUCCCCAUUCAAGUUAGCAGAGCGCUAAACAGGAAGUUAGCCACUUGGCCGUCAGAAAUCUCCAGUGCACUUGCUCUCUGGGCCCAACGAUGCAAAAGUUUCAGAUAAUUCUACACCUGGGAAGUUGAACUUUUUUGGCCUCAUGCGCCACUGAGCAACUUCCAUAGGAAUGAAUAGCCCUCCUUGGACACUGUAUCCAGUUCUCUUUAUACAUCUGUGGUUCAAACAGUGUGUUUUCGGUGAGAAACAUUGAAUGUAAACAUAACUUUUGCAUGUUUACGAGAAAACUCCACAGGGCAGCUUUAAGUCUCAAACGUGAGAGCUUCCUGACAGCAUGUAAACGCACCAGACCUGCAGAGUAAUUUAACUUUUACAAGCUAAUAAAGACACACAGUGAUAAAUGAUCUAUCUCAGGCAGUACUGAAGUUGGCAGUAGUGUGACCAUGACUGGCAGUAAGUGUGCUUAAAGUGAUUUGCAGUAAAUAGGCUACAGAGAUCCUUGUUUAGUUUUAUCUCAGAAAAGCGUUAUUUUACAUAUUUAGAUUACAGUAUUUUAUUGUAUUUACAGUAUUUUAUUUACAUUCUGCAGUUAGACAAGCUGCUGCUGCUGCAGUGUAGAUAUUUAAACUGACACAAACACAACACUUCAUCUGUUUGUAUGCUAUGCUGACUUCCCAAAAAUACUUCUUCAGAUGAAACUGGCACCAGCUGAAGUUGUUUGACAUACCGUAGUUCAGGCUCUUCCAAAUCAGCAAUUCACAUACAGGCUUAUGUCGAGAAGUGCAAAAGGUAUGACAACUGAGUGGCAGACAGGAAGACUGUGACUCUGACUGGCAGAGCAGGGCAGCAGAGGGAAAGCAAGUCAGGCUGGCAAGCAGACAGCCGAGCAGAUCGCAGAAAGGCCGGCAGGCAGGAAGUGUGAGGUGGCCGGCUGCAACGAGAGCAGACAGCUGGAAUGUUAAACUAUCACACCAGCGUACAUGACAUGUCAACCCCACUUACAACAGCUCAGAGGCUCUACUCGGUGCAGAGUCGAGUUAGACUGCGGCCUCAGUGUGAUCUGUCUGGUUCCACCCCGGUAGAUAACUAUCUGCUGCACGUGCUGGUGAUAUUUUUAUUUAAUAUGUGAUCAGUCAGUCCAGAGAGAGAGCAGACAGUGCCUACAGAAAACAGUCUGGGAAACUGUCUGACUGAUUAUAAUUUUGAAUUCUCAUUAGUAAUUGACCCUUCUCUGAGGCAAUGUUCCCGAAGUCACCGUUGCUAAACCUUUCUGUUCUCCCACAGCAUAUGGGGAGUUUAUAAUGAUAACAGUGUGGGGACCGCCUGUUAUACCGACAACAAAACCUCAGUAAUCCAAAUAGUGUUCCGUUGAACUAAAAGGCCCAUUGACUCAUAGCCUGUUAUCCCAACUCCCUAACCGAAGCACAUGGCUAAUUAUAAUGCAAGAUGAUGUCAUUGGACCCUUCUGCUGCCAAUUGUUUUUCAUAGUGUAGCGAACCAUGACCUGCCCUACUCUGCCUCUGAAUGACUAAUGCUCUUUGCUCCUUGGUUGGGUUGGUUAGGUCUAGGCCUUAGGUCUAGUCUCAUAGUAUGAGGGUUAGCCAGUCAGGGGCAGAGGUAGGGUGGGUCAUGCCUUGACCAUAGCAGAAAGAAAUAUCACACCAGGGCCGACCGAUUGCAGGCCAUGAAUGUUUCUAAUUGCAGGGAGAGUUUGUAUUUUCAGAACAAUAAGCAUUUGUUUUCAAGAUAAUGGGCUGUCAGACAAUUGGCUUUAAGUCCAGUGGGUCAUUUUCCUGACUAUAGGGUUUCCGAACAAUGGGUCGACAUAACAAUGGCGUGGAACCAAGAAGAGCAGAUUAUUCACUUCAAGUUUGUAGCAAUUUUUUAAACAAAGAAGAACAAAACAAGCGUGUCAUUUCUAGCCAACGACAACCAUCGAUUUUGUCGAUGAUGAAGACUGUUGCUUGAUCAGUUGGCUGAAAACUCUUUAGACAACUUUUUGAUGGUUCCCCUUAUUAAAAUUCAAGAUGAGAACCCCAUAAAAAUAUGGUUGCAUACAUGAUAUUUUGCUAAACGCUGCAUAUCCCAGAUAAAAAGUUGCCAUCUUCAGGAGGUGAUGAUCCAUGUGGAACACUUAUACCAAUGACGAAACUGCAGAGGGAAGGUUAGAUAGAUGAUGGCAACAAUGAGCAGUACUGUCACACAUCCAGUUCAGGGAGUAGCGAACCCUUUAUUAAGUAAGGUAAAACUUAAGCGUGUGUAGCACAUCUGGUUUCAUGCAACACACCUGAGUUUGCAUCCUGUCUCAGACAGAUUCCACUAACAAGUAACGUAGACUUUUUUUCCCUUACAUUCAGCAAGUUGUUUUAGUUGCCUGACCGUUACCACAUAUUCAGGAGCUAUAAUUUUAGGAUGUUUAAAACACCUUUAAAUGUUUUGAGAAUAUUACUCCCGAACCGGGUUUUGCAGAAUUAUCUCGAUAUGAUUGAAUUUUCAGAGUAUUGACCGCAAAAAGAAUCAGCUAUCUUCAAUCCAAAACUUCAUCAGUAUCACGUCAACUCAAAUGGAACUGUAUUAAAACCUGUGUUGCUUCCCUUAAACAUCAUUAAGAUUAACAUUUUUGUCAACUCUUACUCAUAUUUUGUAAUAAAUGAACAAAUGCUGUAACGUUUCAGCCACUUUAGACGAUGAUCACACAUUAGAGAGGUUGUUGUACCCAUUUCCGUCAGAAACUUUAGGGGAAAUGUAGAACUGCCAGUUUUGUGCACAUCAGAGAGACUGUAAUAAACUGUGGGUCUAACGUGAAACCAGAAAAUGUUCAUCAAGUGUUUUAGAAUGAUUUCCGUGCAUUAGUAGAUAUCUGAGGUAUAUUUUUCACACUUACAACACGCAUACAGACAAAGAGGCCGCAAAUUCAGGACUCAGUUGAGCUUUCGCAGCUUCAUGUCAGUCGAGGAUGUAAAGGGAAAAAACAGAUGAGUACCGUAAACAGGGACACACACACACAUACACACACAGCCACUGUAGAUGCUUCCAGUUGUUAGGAUACAAAGUUUACAUGAAAUAAACAUCUGUAUACUGCUUGAAUAUAGCAAAACUGACUCUCACACAGAACAUCCUGCAGGUUCACUGGUUAUUUUUAAGGUUAAAGUAUUAGAGGUUGGUAUCAGAGGCUGCUUUGUUCUGUUGUAAAACUUAUUGUAUGUAGAAAAACUUAAACACAGUAACACACAGGUAAAGAUUUACAUUUUAUUACAAAUAUACUUUAUCGGGUGACGCUUUGCGCUUUGCCACACAUUUAAGAUUUUUAAAAUGUUUUUUUUUUCCUUUGUCAGUAUUUUAUUAAAGUUGCUAUCUACCUUGUUUAUUACACAGGUGACAGAUUGGUAUAUGUUGUAUGAAUUGUAAACAGAAUAAUGAAGUUAGAAUCUGUUUUUUUAUUUUCAAGGAAUUCAGCAUUUCGAAUGUUCUUUCCGUGUUGUUGUUACGUCUUUCCUGCUGAGCUUGGAUCAAGGUGUUGCUGAAUACAUUUUUACAAACCUAUCGUGACUGAUCAGUAGUGACGUAUCGAUGGCUUUCACAUUUUUAAAAGCCACCAUGGAAGACGCCUGGAGGUCCUCAGUGAUUUUCUAAAAUUUUGAUUCAACCUUUGCAACAAAAGUGAACACAAAUGAAUCAUUUCUGGGCUGGUUUUGACUGGAAACGCUGCAUUUCUGUCACCAAUACUUAAGAUUUGCAUAAUGUCAGAUCAAAGUGAGCUAACAUGGUAUUUAUUCAGCUAAACAACACUGUCAUAUUGUCAUUAGUUUUUCACACCAGCUUACAUGAUAGCAAAUGUAGAGCCUGCAUACUGUUUUUCUCCCAUGCAAAAUAAGGUCUCACAGUGACAGACAGACUGUGGAGAAACAUUAAGGGAGCAUGAUGCUUCCAUUUUUAUUGACCUGCUUCACUUGUCAAAAUGAACACCAUACAUGAGACACAUGCAUACGUGCGUAAGAGCCCUGACAGACAAAUUUAUCUACAGUUUGCAAGUGACAAACAUUUGUGUAAUAUGAUGCUGUCACUGUUGCAGUUCACCAUGAGCAGUGCUCGCAAAUCGCUUUUGUGAGACGGGCCCCGGUCGGCUAUUUGGGGCCAGAAAAUCCAUAUUUUCUGUGGUGAGCAAGCUGCGUGAUAACCUCAAACACCUACAUGUAUCUAUCAAACCCCCCAAAGACAGCCUGCUUUCAGCCUUAGUAAUUUCAUUAUGUAACAGUGAGUUUGCGUCAACAAAGGCAUAAGAUGUGAAAUUACUUUGGAGACUUCACCUUGAAAAACAGAGAGAAUGUGUUGAGUUGAGUUGAGUUUUCCUGUUACUUUCAAUAUGGUCGGAGUGCUAUUGGAGCCAGCACCUAGUGGCAUAUAGAGGUAUUGCAUCUGACAGCACUACUACGCUAAUUUCUACAUUCAGCUAUAAGAUUGUCACAUGGUGUUCCAGUAUUGUGCUUAACUUCAGACUAAAAGCAACACAGAAAACCUACGAUUGACAUACCGACCAACAUGGCACACUGAUCACUGAAAUAAAAGUUACUAACAUUCAAACUAAAACACUAAAAGUUACAUACGAGACGAGCAUUUCUUUAGUCUCCAUCUAAAUGUAGCACAAAUUUAAACCAAAUGCAAACAAAUGUAUGUUUCUUUCCACAAUGGUUAUGCAAAUGUUUGGAGCUGAGCAUAUUAAAAUAAGCAGUUGGUGGCACUAAUUAAACUACUGCAGACGAAGACAUAAUGGAAGUAUGGAAUUUAUAUUUAUUUUAUCUAUUUAUUUGAUGAAGGUUACAGUCUCCUCAUUACUCCAGUCCACACAGAUCUGUUUUUGUCUUUUGCAAUUUUCUUCCAUGAGAAAAAAAUCACGCCCUUCAUGUACAUCAUUAGUCUGUUUCCAUUACAUUUUCGCACAUUUCAAUUUUAUUUAUACACCAAAUUUCCAUCUCAUCCAAGCGUAAAAACUUAUUUGUGUUUUCUCAAGUGAUUCUUUUUAUCUUUUUUUGUAGUGCACAGAUUUAAAAUGUGCUUUAAAACAGGUGGUUGGAAACAUGUUUUUUGACUGAAACUUUCUCAGCUUCUCCUGUCUGUACUGUAGCUCUAAACAUGAUAUCCUGUCGGUGAGACGAAAUUGCUUUGUGUGGGAGAAAAACAGUGAGCAGGAAUUACAUCUCGUCUUUGAUUUGUUUUUGGAUGUGCAUGCUCUUUAACACAUUGACUAAAAUACAGUAUUUAAAAUGUUUACUUUUUUCAUGGUAUGUUUAGUUAUUACUUUAAACAACUACACUCAAUAUUAAGGAGACUGAUGGUGCCAAAUAUAGUCAGCAGACAGAUCAGGACAGAAUUUGAACACAAUUAAAAAGGUAAUCAUGACAGAUUGGCAGAUUGUAGAAGACAUUGCCAUCAAUUAUAGUCAUGGAAAACAUGUGCAGAGACUCCUUUACCUGAGAUACAUGUGUUGUUUGUCUGGUUCAUAUAUUUGGCACUUAAAGUCUAUAAAAAGGGAAAAAGUUGACCUCCAUGUCCAGUUUCAGUGAUGUCAAUGUCCUCUGAGUUUGACAGGCAAAACUAAACCACACUGAUUAACAUAACUUUUGUUUUUCACAUUGACAGAUAUGUAAAACUGGCACCAAUGAACAUGCAUUCUAUAAAUCAGUUAGUAUUUUAAUGUUUACAUCAAGAGUUUUGUUCCAAAGAGAGGUAAUUAAAAAAGACUCCAGCUCUGCAAAUCAUUUCUGACAAGGAAAAAUUAAUUUAAUCAGUGUUUUGUUCACAAUAGUGCAUCAUUAUGGAAUCAAGCUCCAUCAUAAGCUUUGUUAAAGUACUGCUGUCUGUCUAAUGAUUUAUUUUCUUGGACUAAGAUAAUUCAUUUCUCACUGACUUGGACUGAUGUUUGAUUUAUCUCAGCCAAAGCCACCUCGUCAUUACAAACCUAAUGUAUUGCUUCUUAUCAUUAAGUAUAUGUGCUUUGAGGAUUUGGACAAUGAAUGAACUUCUUUGUUUUUUUAAAUGAUUGAUAACUUCCUGAAAAUGAAUGCAUACCUUUCUGUUGGUGAUAUAUUUAAUUAAUCUUCAUAUCACUGUUCUUUGAUUGUAUAGUUACAGUAGGAGCUGUAGGGAGACCAAACUCAAAACUGAAUUGUGAAGUUAUCAUGGAAAGCCAGUAUAUUAUAGGAGCGAAAAAACUGUUCAGUUUAGCAGGUGUUAAAUGUAUAAAUGUCCUCAAAGACAAUUUGCUGAAAUGCAUCAUGUAAAACGAGCAAAAUAAAUAUGGACACAUGUA